AUGUCGGUUUGCAGCCCGCCAUUCAAGAUAACGAAGAAGAAGACAACCGGAAACGACGCACUUUUCGCGCGAAAUGAUGUUGGCAGUUUAGACAUUUUUUACAGAGUUUUGGUUUUUGUCUCGCUUCAGAUAAACGGCGCAGAUUGGCUUCAAUCCCCGACAUAAAGCUUAUUUCUUUUUAAACUAAUUACAGUUUAAUCGGAGGACGUGACGUCAGGAUGAAAUACUCCUCGAGGCUGAGGAUAAGGCGAGUUUACGAGUGGCGUGGAAGAUCUUUAAGUUUCAACAGAAAACUAAAAAUAUACGACUAUAACUCUCUGGCCAUCAGCGUGGAGGGUCUCCCGAGGAUCACCAUCAUUAACAUCGGUCAGCACAUCCUCAUCGAGGGCGAGGAUGAAGACAACCCGUACGUGGCCAAAGUCGUCCGGCUGUUUGGUGACGAGAGCGGGAAGCAGAAGAAGGCGACGGUCCAGUGGUUCGUCCGCGUGUCUGAAGUGCCUGCGAACAAACUGAAGCAGCUGGGCAGAGAGCCGCACCCGCAGGAGAUCUUCUUCUAUCAGGGCCGCAGCUGUGACGACGAGGUCAACGCCGAGUCCAUCCUCAGACCCGUGCAGGUGAAGCACGUGGAUGGAAAGGCUCCGUUCCCGGACGCCGGCGACCGAGACGCUCUGUACGUGAAGCUCUCCUGGGACUCUAAGAACUUCCAGGUGGUGGACUCUGCUCUGGUGGACUCUGCUGCUGCUCCUCCUUCCUCCUUCCCGCCUCCCCCUCCCAAACCCUCCCUCCCCCCCUCCCCUCCCUGCUCCCCGCCUGCAGCAGCUCCGGCGUCACGGGGACCCGCUCGCCGCGCCCUGCCCACCCCGGACCCCGCCGUCAUGCGCAGGGUGGCGUCCGGGGAGGUGAGGUACAGCAGAGCCACGGCGAGCGCGGGGAAGCCCUGUCACGCGGCGGAGGCGGAGUCGCUGCACUCGGCCACCAAACUGUCCGCUUCGAAAUGUCUGAGCGCCAGGAGGAGGAACACCACGGCGAGAACGCCCGGCGUGCGCAAGAAACUGGCGCUCUGCAGCCCGGAGAAGAAGACGAUGAGUCGGGACGACGUCCUGGAUCAGCUGCUGGACGAGGAUCUGGAGUCGGAGGUGAUGUUGGCUCAGCGGCUGUCGUCCUCUCCCCCUCUCACUCUGCCCCUCACCCACCGCCUCACCCCCCUCAGGAAGUCCUGCAUGAAGCCCUCCACCGUCGUCAUCAACAGACUGCAGAUCUCCGAGAUGGACAGUCCGCCGUCAUCUGUGGACGACUCCACCAGGGAGCUGUUGGAUAAAAGUCCUCAGCAGGGUGACGUGAUGGAGGCGGGGUUACCGACCGGCUCGGUUAAGACGCCCAGAAGAAGAACCGCCACGCCGAGGGGAAAGUGUGCCAGCAGGGGGCAGAAAGCUACCACUCCUUCUCAGAAAAAAGAGACCAAAAUCCUGAGGGAACCGUCGCUGGGAUCGCUGGCUGAAGUGGACCAUGAAGACUCUCCGAUGCUGCCGGUCACCACGCCGCGGAGCUCGAAGAGGAAGUCUGCUUGCCUGUCGUCGUCUCGCAUCAGGAAACAGCUGAAUCUGGAAGAGCAGCAGGACGUGGACUCGGACGCGGACGACUCGGACGAGUUCGUUCCAUCGAAGAAGGAGCUUCAGAGCAGCAGUGAGGAGGAUGGCGAGGAGGGGGAGUCGGUGCAAGAUAGCGAAGAAGAAGUGAGAAAACGUGGUCGUCUUCCCAGCUCGAAGACGAAGACGACGACUCGCUCCUCGACCAGAACGCCUCGAAAAACUCCCAGCAAGAAGAUCACGCCCGGAACGCCGCGGACUCCUCGUCGAGCAACUCCCAGCAUCCCCAGCAGGUCUCUGCCGGCCCGGCAGCCAGCGAACGUUCUGGAGGAGGCCAGGACGAGGCUGCACGUGUCCGCGGUGCCCGAGUCGCUGCCCUGCAGGGAGCAGGAGUUUCAGGACAUCUACAGCUUCGUGGAGAGCAAGGUCAUGGACGGCACGGGAGGGUGCAUGUACAUCUCCGGUGUGCCGGGCACCGGGAAAACAGCCACGGUGCACGAGGUGAUGCGCUGCCUGCAGCACGCCGCCGACGAGGACGAGAUUCCUCCUUUCCAAUUCAUCGAGAUCAACGGGAUGAAGAUGACCGACCCUCACCAGGCCUACGUGCAGAUCCUGCAGAAACUGACAGGUCAGAAGGCCACAGCCGACCACGCUGCCGCCCUGCUGGAGAAGAGAUUCAGUAACCCUGCACCCAGGAAGGAGAGCACCGUGCUGCUGGUGGACGAGUUGGACCUGCUAUGGACCAGGAAGCAGAACGUGAUGUACAACCUGUUCGACUGGCCGACGCGGCGUCACGCCCGCCUGGUGGUGCUGACCAUCGCCAACACCAUGGAUCUGCCCGAGAGGAUCAUGAUCAACAGGGUGGCCAGCAGACUGGGUUUGACCCGGAUGUCGUUCCAGCCGUACAGCUUCAAGCAGCUGCAGCAGAUCAUCACGUCCAGGCUGAACAAGGUGAAGGCGUUCGAGGAGGACGCUCUGCAGCUCGUCUCCAGGAAGGUGGCCGCUCUGUCGGGCGACGCUCGGCGCUGCUUGGACAUCUGCCGCAGGGCGACGGAGAUCUGCGAGCAUUCGGCCGCCGACCGUUCUGCCACGGGGUUGGUGGCGAUGAGUCAUGUGAUGGAGGCGCUGAAUGAGAUGUUUUCCUCCGCCUACAUCAAUGCCAUCAAGUGUGCGUCCGUGCAGGAGCAGCUCCUCCUCAGGGCGAUCAUCGCCGAGUUUCGGCGGCUGGGAUUGGAGGAGGCCACCUUCCAGCAGGUGUUUGUGCAGCACCAGGCUCUGUGUCGGGUGGAGGGUCUCCAGCCCAUCAGCGUGUCGGAGGGCCUGGCGGUGUGUCAGCGUCUGGGAGCCUGCAGGAUCCUCCUGCUGGAGCCGAGCCGCCUCGGAGUCCUGCAGCGGGUCCGCCUCAAUGUCAGCCAGGACGACGUGGUGUUCGCCCUGAAGGCCGACUGAAGGAUGUCGAGAAUGAUUUUGUAUUUUCAUGUUUACUUCAAUGUGUUUUUAUGGUUUUAAUGUUUUAUCUCUGAUUGAUAUUCAAUUCCAGCCUCUUAAUUUGGGAGAAUAUUUCCUGUAAGAAUAAAAACCUCGUUGGCAUUCUUUUA
Labrus mixtus (cuckoo wrasse) is the source of this 3184-nucleotide messenger RNA. RefSeq names its product origin recognition complex, subunit 1 (gene orc1). Gene Ontology annotation, molecular function: DNA replication origin binding; chromatin binding; ATP hydrolysis activity. The record is from RefSeq and is a predicted model, not a curated record. Bases 219 to 3035 code for a protein of 938 amino acids. The transcript is spliced from 18 exons. Gene Ontology annotation, cellular component: nuclear origin of replication recognition complex. NCBI's taxonomy places the organism in Eukaryota, Metazoa, Chordata, Actinopteri, Labriformes, Labridae. Gene Ontology annotation, biological process: DNA replication initiation; mitotic DNA replication checkpoint signaling.